CUAGAAGAAGGAUCCCCUGGUGACAUCCUGGCAAGCCCACCUGAGGCUGCAGUUCCUGGGGAACAAGAGCCCAUGGUGGAUGCUGGAGAUCCAGGCUGUAUAGAACAGGAAAUGAGUCCAGCUGUCAAGACCAAGGAUCCUGGCUCUGAUGGACAGUUACCAGGAGGGACAGGAAUGCUGCCUUCACAGGCACAGCCCAUGAACCAAAGGGUAGUGGGAUUGAGCAGCCUGAACUGCCAUCAAGACUUUGAAGGCCUCAGUCUGUCCCCUCAUACCUCCUCUCAGCUAGAGCAUAGCCAUGCAGCUAGUGAUCUUCCCCAGAGGACCAAGGCCUGUCCUAGCAGCCCAGGAAUUCCCAUAAUUCUGGCAGGACAGGAGCAGUCAGUUCCCAGUUCUAGAGAUCAGGCUACAUGGCCGGAGUCCUCAGCAAUGGAACUAGACUUUCUGCCCGACAGUCAGAUACAAGACGCCAUGGAUGCCCCCAACGUGGAGGUCCUACUUGAGCAGGGUUUUCCUGCAGAGAGUGUGCCAGGCCUUGGUUGGCCUUCCCCUAGCCCAGAUGCCAUCAGAGGAUCCCUGAAGGCAGUGACCAGAGCUCAGCCUAGACCCCCUACAGAGACCUGGGCCCAGGAGGCCUGCAGGAUGCAGGAUGCCACAUACACAGUGCACAGCCUUGUGAUGGAGCUCUCCAGUCUCAAUCGGCUGAUUAUGAGCACCCUCCGGGACCUGGAGGCCUUCAAGCGCAGGAAGGCCAGGCCUCUGCCUUACCUGACAAAGGAGUUGGCGAGCCUUGCUAAAGGGGAUCAGGGCUGGAGGGACCUGUAGGCUGCUCCAGCCUGCGACCCCACAAACCCUCCAGGCCUAUGGGGGCCGUCAGCUUACCUGGAGUUCCAUAUGCCGAGGCUGAGGGUACCUGAGCUUCAGGAAGUCCUCUGACAGCUCAGCCCUGCCCCAGAAGCCCAGGCUCCUGAGCUGAGCUGCAGUUCUUCCCAGCUGUUGCCGUGGACGAGUGGA
This is a messenger RNA of Peromyscus maniculatus bairdii (prairie deer mouse), 1014 nucleotides long. The record is from RefSeq and is a predicted model, not a curated record. NCBI's taxonomy places the organism in Eukaryota, Metazoa, Chordata, Mammalia, Rodentia, Cricetidae.